AUGUUUCGGGCAGCCAGCGAGCGAUUCGUGAACUCACCGUGGCAGCAUAACCCCAAGAGGACCGUCUUCGACGUCAGAGGAGGCGCCGAGGUCUAUAGCUGGGUACAGCAGGUCUUCUUGAACCAGCUCUACAUGGAGUUGCCCGCAGAUGGUGCUGCAGAGGGCUAUUGCACCAGCACCCAUCCCUGCCGACUGGGUGAGGGGAAUGUCAACAAGGAGAACGAAUGCUCUGGGUCUUUGAAGCCGGGGGAUCGGAACUGCCCGUCGCGCUUGGGGGUGCGCGCCAGCUGCUGCCAGCAGUGUCAGGGGUCAACAUGCCCGGAGAGUCACCUACCUGCAAAGCAAGGCUUCCUUGUGGCCAACACCUCCGUGCUGGACCUUUCCGCGAACUGCGCCCAAAAAGUGCCUAGCUGGUUGUAUCUGCUGCCGCAGUGGAAAGACGACGAUGCGCCUGAUCAUGACUCGGGCAACUACACCUUUUGCCCAGAAAGGGUUGGGCGGCAGGGAAAGCGCGGUCUCAUGGUGGGACGCUUCAACCUGGUCCUGAUGGGCCGACUGUCUCUCAAGCGGCGGAAGUUGGCGACAUCAAGUUCGCCCAUCUUCUCGAAUGCUUAUCCCCGUGUCAUGUCGUACCGCAAGACAGAUGCCUUCCAGUACAGAUCUGCAGAAGAGGACACAGCCUCAUUUGGGACGGACCGUGUGUACAACUACGCGAAGGACGCAGGCUUCAGGAGAGCAGGCGGUUUCGUCGAGAUGCUGAACUUUGAUGAGCCCAAGCAUGUUAUCUUGAACAAGAUCGCAGCAUUGAGGCGGAAUGGUUGGUUCAAUCUCAAGCAGGGGUCCUUAGUUGUUGAGCUGCUGGUAUGGAACGGCAACGUGGAGCGCCUGCUGCACACGGCCUUUGUUUUCGAGCAUGACUUCAGUGGAAAGACGGAAACACAGGUCCUUGUCAGCAGUCUUGCAUUCAACAUCCACGACCUGAAUGCUGUUGCAACCUACUUUCUCUUCGCCCUCUACCUUGUCAUUAUCGUGUGCUUUGUCUUCUUUUUGCGUGCGCAGAUUGAAGAUAUUUCAGCUGAUUACCGUGCCUAUCUUUCUGAGCCAAUGGGUUACAUCAAGCUGGCCCUCUUCUGCCUUUGCUUCUACUGCAUCGUCCAGUACUUCACCAUCGUCUUCUCAUACAUUUUCCUGAACUUCCGACUGCCCAUGAAGACUUCCGACUUUCAAGAAGUGGCAGAGCUGACGAUGAACAACGAAGAUCUCAAGGUGGCAGUGUCUGUCACCACGUGUCUGCUUUUCGUCCAGGCGAUCGCAGAGUGCUGCGCUGUCCUUCCGCAGUUGCAGCUCUUGGUGCACUCGAUGAGCGUUGUGAAGGAACACUUGGCCGCCUUCAUCGUGGCCUUCUUUAUCAUGGUUCUUGGCUUCGGCUUGGGGGGCAUGUUUGCCCUGGGCUGGAAAGUUGGGGAAUUUGGCUCUAUGCCACACAGCAUCCUCACGGUGGUGGAGAUGAUACGUGGGAAGUCCAACUACCCAACCAUCAUCUCUGCAGAUGGCGACUUCGGUGAUGCUUACUUCCUCUUCUUCCACUUCUUCUUCCUGAUCUUCCAGCAGUUCUUGCUCGCAAUCUUGGUCGUUGGAUACAUGAAGGUGCGCAAGAAGCAGGCCGACUCCGAACAGGUGGAAACGCCUCUUCGGCGGAUAUUCCGCUCUGUGAAGAGUGCCCUGCUCCACCUCAGUGCCAACAUCCGAAGCCGCCUCAUUUCCUUGCAGCAGAUCUUCUUUGGCACCCAAGCCGCCAGCAAGACAGUGGACUAUGAACAGGUAGCACGUCUUCGCGACAAACGGGCUACGAAGCCAAAGAUCCGCAACGUCCUCUACGAGAAGAGACCAGGGAACGAUGAUGAGAGUGUGGAUAUUGCCAAGGAGAUUGGGCUGAGAGCAGUGGAGCCCUUCUAUCCAGAUGGAAUGAUGCACUACUACGUGGACUACGUGGAACCAGACUCAGUGGCACAGGACUACAAGGUGCAGGGUUUCCGUCUCGUGGGCAUCUUUUCAAAGGGAAGCUAUGACAAGGAGAAGUUCCGCAGCAUUCAGGACUUUGAACAGAAGUACGAGAAGGACCCGCAGAAGAUCCUUCAGAGCAUCAGUAGGUCCGACUCUCUACCCGUGAGGCUCGAGUUUCAAGGCAAAGUGCGGCCGUUCUCUUGCGAGUGCCUGACCAUGGCUUUUUUCAUGACCAUCUUUCUCGUCUUCGUUCUCCAGGUUAGUCGUGUACAGGACUCCUACAGCCUGGCGCAGAUUCAUCGAAGCGAGCUGAUGGGCAGGGAGUGGUACGAGUAUCACCCCACACGUGUCAUGGACUUCCGUAACAUCUCCCUCACGCCCAAGAGCUAUGAGCAGUGGAUGCGAAAGGCAGUCUACGAAGGUGAGAUGCGCUGCGUGGGGAAGCUAGCGGUCGAUGCGGACAACUGCAUUCCUGAUCUUCGCUCCGACGGCGACCCCUACGUUCGCGAGGACUGGCAGCUCUUUACACGAUCCCUUAGCUCUACUGCGGCCCUGAAGCUGAGUGCAAGACCGGAGACAGCGGAUCUGAACACUUUCUUUGACAAAAGCCCACCAGCCGCAGCCGAGGGAAUGACCAUGGGCUUUAUCCCCAAAGGGACCGUGCCAGUGGAAACGGCUGUUCGCUUCCGUACCUGGAACGUGGGUGUAAUGCCCAACAACCACGCACGGAUCGUCUUGCAAAUUCCCUGCUACACUGCGGUCACAAACGAGCGCUUUAAGGAGGAUUAUCCCUUCCAGCUCAACCCGGAGUUCCGUGGCUGCUCCACGACGGAUUGCAUGGGAAAGCUGCUGCAGGAGCAGCAGGUUUGCUACUCCUUUGAUGGUGAGGAGCAUCCGGCGGCCUCUGUCACAGGUGCCUCGACCGGGGUUGCCUACGUGUACACGACACAAGAAGGAGCAAAUGGGGUCGUCCUUGGGCUCGGUGGGACUCCGGCGGAAGCGGAAACCGUGAUGGACCUGCUUCUGCAGGAUGCAAUCCACCCUAUCAGCAUGACCCUUCAGUUCGUCACCUACAACGGCAACAUGGACAUGUUUACACACAGCCGAGUGUCGUUUGAGCUGGAGCCAACCGGGGUGCUUUCAAAGAACGUGCACACCGUGGUCUUCCCUCUGAAUGUAUUCACCAUGGGCCUGACGGACUUCGCGGAACAGCGCCAAAAUACGAACCAUGCGCUGUUUAUCACCUACGUCGUUGCCGCAAUCCUGUUCUUGAUCCUUGUGCUCCGGGAUGUGCUCAUCCAGCUACACCUCACCUCGCUGCAGAAGCCAUGGUAUAUGUUCAUCCUUGACUUCUUCUUGGACGACGUGUGGAACUUUCUAGACAUCAUAGUUCUGGUGGUUAAUGGGUUGGUGAUUGACAGCAUCUUCCGCUACAUGCUGAUUGACGGUUCCUUUGACUUGAGAAAUGGCUUUCAAUCCUGGACAGACAACUUUGUCUUCCUUGGUACUGCCAGCCUGGAAACUCAAGACGCCUACGAAGCCUUCGGCAAAGCUGCAAGACUGUACGACACCUUCAUCACGCUCUCCUCCUUGAACGGCCUCGUCUUGCUCCUUCGUUUCGCCAAGUACUUCCGUUCCGUGAGUUCUCUACGCCUCGUUCUGACCACCUUGACGGCAGCGCUGCAAGAGCUCUUCAUGAUCUCUGCGCUGAUUAUCGUCGUGCUGGUAGCCGUGGUUUUGCUCAUGCACAAUCGCUUCGGCGUGAUCUUCCACAGAUACGGGACCCUGGAGAGUUCCAGUCAGUCCGUGUUUUUCUUCUUGACGGGCUCUUUCGACACAGCUGACCUCUAUGGAGCAUUUCCGAUCUUCUUCCUCUUGGUCACGAUCUUGUUCCAGAUAUCCUUCUUGCUCAUCUUGAACCUGCUCAUUGCGGCGAUCAUCUACCGGUGGAAGGAUAGCCGACGUGACGCCGAAGAUUUCUCCGUCCUCAGCUUUUGGACCACUUUGCGCGACAAUGUCAAUGUUUUCAAGGCGAACAAGGCGGGUGGCAGAAGCCACGACGAGAGGCAUCUGAAAAAGCUGGACCCCGCGUUCUGGCGAAAUCUCGCGGUUCUCAGGCACAUCGACAAGUUGGACGAAAGUGGCAAGAUCAACUUUAAUGCCGAUCACCGAUCGGAAAGCCCCAAGGCAAAGAGAGAGGAGGAAGAGAAUCGGGAAAGAGAUGAUGAGGAGGCCUCUUACGACGAGGAGGCUGGCAUACUGGACUUUAGCAACCCGCAGGACCAGCACAGGUUCAUCACCGUCUUCAAGAAAGCACACAUGGAGAUUGCUUCACAGAUGACGAAGGAUGUAGUGACGCCCGACGAAGAGGCCGAAAAGAACCACGCCGCCGGCGUGGGAAGCCUGGAAGACAAGCCAGAAUUGAUGGAUCUCCAGGCACAUGUGGAGAAACGCUGGGAGCAGGAAAUGGAAGCAGAAGCGCUUGGAAUCGUCGAAGAUCUCCAGGCGCCAAGCACGGCGCAGACGAUCCAAGACAAUCUGAAUCGCGAGCUGGAGAAAUCGAGCCACCCCGCAGAGGAGAUCUGGCUGGAUGCUUUGCUGACAGUCUUGGAAGAUGCAAACGCUCUGGAGAAGCUUCAGAAGCUCUUCCUUCCCCGGCCGAUGAUUGAGCCCAAGAAGGCCCAUGAGUGGAGCGCCUUCAUCCGGAAGAAACUGAUUCUGGAGCGGCGGCUCAACCAUUUCCUGCGCUGGCUGCAGGAGGAGGCCCGCGUGAAGCACUACGAGUACGUCCGGGAGAUGGCGGUAUCCAAGGAGCGAGUUCUCAAACAGCAGUCCUUGGUCCUGACGGACUACCUUCAGACAUUGGACGUCCAGAUCGAGAAACUGACGGCAGAAAUCAACCUCUUGGACAAAAAGAAUUUGUCCAUGAGAGCUCAUGUUUCACCACUCCUGUAG
Molecule: messenger RNA, 4959 nt
Organism: Symbiodinium sp. CCMP2592
Lineage: Eukaryota; Dinophyceae; Suessiales; Symbiodiniaceae
Source: the annotation of a GenBank genome assembly